Manduca sexta (tobacco hornworm) is the source of this 2523-nucleotide messenger RNA. RefSeq names its product zinc finger CCCH domain-containing protein 13. Lineage: Eukaryota; Metazoa; Arthropoda; Insecta; Lepidoptera; Sphingidae. The record is from RefSeq and is a predicted model, not a curated record. The transcript is spliced from 14 exons. Bases 178 to 2340 code for a protein of 720 amino acids.
UCCUUUUUCAAUUAAAAAGCUAAACUUCAAAUCGUCCUAUCAUUUUAGUCCGUGUAUGUUUGGUUACUGAAUCUGAAAAUUAUUAAUUGUAAAGUAUCAAAAAAUAUUAAUCAGUAAUAAAGAAAUAAUAUUAGGUUGGCAAGUUCUCAUGUCUCGCGAUCCUUUUGAACACAUAAAAUGGAAUGUCAGUCAAGCGAUAGCAAAAAAUUGUUCAAAGUAUUCGAUGCUUCGAAACGCAAGCGCACGAGGAAAAAGCGAGAGGGUCUCGACGAAACUAAUUCUGGAGCCACCGACGACUCUAACAGCGGUUGCCAAGCAAAUAUAUGCCGUAUAGCAUCUACGAAGGCGAGUCUUCAAAACAUAUCUCCUGCGCAUACCGUGGAUAUGAUGCAAGAAGGAAGCCCAGUUAAAAGAGAAAUAAGCAGUGCAUCCAUGGCAAGAUCUCCAGUGGAGGUGCACCGGUCAUCGCGUUCCCCACGCCGACACCGCAGACCGCCAAGAGAUGGAAUGUCAUUAGCGCUGAAAGCCGGCAUGGUGUCCACUCCAAGAUCCAUAUCGCCACGGCCGGAAGGAGAUACGGCUAUUGAAUCUAUCCCACGCGAUCAAGAUUCCUUCAUUUACGCAUUCUUAGAAGAAGCAAUCAAGAGGGAUAAAAAGAAACACCGCCACAGAAGACACGAGAGACGCGACAGCCGCGACCGCGACGCGUCCGUCACGCGCGAGCAUCGCCAUCAUCGCAAGCGGAGGGAUGACGUACCCUCCAGGGAACACGAAAAGCCUACGAAAGACGUGUCACCAACACCGGCAAUAGACCAAACCGCUCUUUUAGAAACGUUUGCGAAACUCUGCGCGCAGAUGAACGAGAACAAUAAAAACUACAAUUAUCCGAACGAGCCUCCGAUGGUAAGGACUCACAGCCACAAAUCUUUACAAUGUGAACCGGUCUCAAGAAGGGAAUCCUUCAACGUCGACAGGUGUCCAGAUCGAGUAAGGUGUACCCAACGUUCCAGAGAAGAUGUAGAACUUUCUAGAAUACGAAGCCAGGACAAUUACCACGGCAGAAUACGAAGCAGUGAGAAAAUCGAAGAUAGGAAAGAUAAGUGUGGCUGUUUUAACACAGACACUCAUAAAUAUAGCAGUAAAUUAGAUAUGACGAAGUCUAGGAUGCAUCAUGAUGAACAUUAUGGCGGGUAUCGCGAAAAGUCACCUCUAAGAUGCUGCGAUCACUACCGAAGACCAGAGAGAGACUAUAGAGACUAUGACCGAAGAAACGACGAAGAUAAACGAAAGUUUGAACAGAAAGCGUCUAGAAGUUUCGAAGUGCAUCGUGAUAAAUACGAUGAUGACAGAUACAGAAGAACUGCGAGGAGUGACAAGCGUUACGAUGAAAGAGAAAAGAGAUACGACGAAAAAGUCAAAUAUUAUGACGAUCGAAUCUACGAACGCGAUAAGUACAACAAAGAGCGAAGAUCUAAGAAGAAUUUGGAGCGAUUCGAACGGAACUCGAUCGCGUCACGCGAAGAUGAUUUCAGGGAUAGAUAUUCGGAGAAGGAAAGAGAUUCGGGACUGAGCGUAGCCGAUGAGACCAGUACUGUAAGCGGCAGGAGUAAUUAUUUGAGAGUUGUAAAGCAAGAAAUCUCUGAGCAACGCGAAGCCAUGGACAAAAUGAUGAAACUGUGGAAGGAGCUGAUGCGAUGCUUCAAAGGAAUGUCACAAACUCAGGGACAGGACAAGGCGGUUAAUGAGUCUGCGACGAACGCGCGCGAGUCUGCGGCCGCGCAGCUGCGGCUGUGGCGCGAGUGCAUGCGCCGAUAUGAGACUGUCGCGAGGGAUGUCGGCGACACAGACGCGAGACUCAUGGAGGAAAUAAACAAGCAGCGGUCCGAGAUGGCCGAGAUGGCGAACAUGUGGCAGGAGUGCCUGCAGCGGUACAGGGACAUGAGCAACGACUUCAACAGCCUCAAGCAAAAGUUGGCGACGUCGGAGAGUCCGUCCCGCAUGACGGCGGCGCCGCUCGCGUGCGCGGAGGGGGAGGGGCCCGCGCCCCCCGCGCCAUACAGGCUCCCACCCACCUACCCACCGAUGCCAGCGAUGGGCGCGUUUCCGAACGUGGGCUCCCCGCUGCGGUCGCGCGCGUCGGCGCCGCCCGCGUGGUGGUGGUGCGACCGAGCGCGCGAGUCGCCGCGCCGCCGCUCCUCGCCAGAGUCCCGCGGAUCCCGGGAUCGAGACCGGGACCGGGACCGCAGGCAUCGACAUAAGGAGAGAGAUGAACCAAGAUAUAAGGAGAAACCUUCGAAACCCAGUGCUGCGCGUUCCGAACACAGACACAGGAAGAGAUAAUGAGGAAAUCAGAAAAAUGAUUUUGUGGCAAAAUCUUUGUAAUAGCUUAUUGAAUUGUUAACUACAUUUAAACUUUGUUUUUAAAAUUUGUGGUGAAUUGUAAAGUAAAUGUUGGAUUUUAGAAAUGGGUUUACAAGAAAAUAUUUGGUUAUGUUUAAUGAAUUUAAUAAAUUAUUAAAAAUC